GCUUCUCAAGCCCCAGCAGCCCUGGUCAGUGACGAGCAGCUGUCAUGAUCUCUACAGCACCUCUCUAUAGUGGGGUGCACAACUGGACCAGCACAGAGCGGAUUCGCAUGUGUGGCCUCAACGAGGAGAGGAGAGCCCCCCUUUCUGAUGAGGAGUCUAAAACGAGCAGCUCCCAGCACUUGAGGACUCAGGAGUUUUGUGUCAGCAGCACCCUUUCCGAGGUGGAGCUCACGGCAGUCAGUGGUGGUGGCAGCAGUGCCCAGGGCCUGGACACUGAUGGCAAGGUGGAGGAAAAGCUUGGGCCCAGACUGGAAGAGCAGCCGCCUGAUCCCAACCCAAACCCAGAGGGAGUGGAAAAGACUGUAAAAGAUGAUGCCCUGGGCCCUCUGGCAAACCAGGGGAAUGGCAGAGGGCAGGAGCCUGCAAUCCCCAGGGGUGCAGAGCAGGAGAGUGGUGCUGAUGCUGCCUGGACACCUGCAGAUCCUCACAGCGACAAGCAGGCUGAUGCUGCUCCAGCCUGCUCCGUGGCACCAGAGAGCGAGCCUUCUGGGAAGGAGAAAACCAUCCCAAGCAACGGAGCACAAGAGCCAGGUGUGUUGGCAGAAGGGACGUUUCCUGUGGUUGUCUCCAGCUGCAACACCUCUGCCUCCACUCCUACAACUUUUACUUUGAACAGAGUGUGCUUUCCCGCAUCUCAGGCCCCUGCUAUGCAAAAGCUGCCCCUGUCCUUUCAGGCUGGGGCAGUUCUGAGCCCAAGCCAGUCACUGGUGUACAUCCCACCACCGAGCUGUGGGCAGCCGCUUAGCGUGGCCACACUUCCAGCCACCCUGGGGGUCUCCUCCACGCUCACCCUCCCUGUCCUGCCUUCCUACCUACAUGAUCGCUGCCUGCCGGGCAUUAUUGCUUCCCCAGAGCUGCGCUCCUACCCCUACACGUUCUCCGUCACCAGACCCUUGGCUUCAGAUGCAAAAGUGGUGUCUGUGGAGGUGAAUCAGCUGAGCUGCCCAUUGCCCUCAGGAGGAAGUGGUGCCCAGCCUGCUUCUGAGGGUGCUCCCCCAUCCACCACUGGCCCUUCGGCCUUGUCCAGCCAGCCCCCACCAGCAGCCCCGUGCACGAGUGCGGCUCCAUCUUCCGGCACUGGUGCACACACCAGAGCCCCAGCAGCUCCCGAGCCACCCACACCAGGGGCUGCCACAUCGCUCUCUCCUCUGAAGUCCCCUCCACAGCUGGAGCGUGAGAUGGUCUCAUCUCCAGAGUGCAGUGAGAUGCCUCUUGAUCUCUCCUCCAAGUCCAAUCGUCAGAAGCUGCCUCCACCCAGCCAACGUAAAACACCUCCUAUGCCCAUCCUCACACCUGUGCACACCAGCGGCAAAGCCCUUCUCACCACGGUCCUGUCCAAGUCCCAGCGUGCGACCCAGAGCACGGGCAGCAGUGUCACCUCGUGUCUUGGCACCACCCCUCCGUUAGUCAUCUUCCCCGAGUUCUUGCGCAAUGGUGAGCAGGGCUCCUGGGUGAAGAACACUGCACUCAUCAGUGCCAUUCCAGGCACCUAUGUGGGCGUUGCCAGCCCAGUGCCUGCCUCACUGCUACUCAGCAAGGACCCCGCUGUGAGCUUCAGCAGGGACCCGCGCCACCUUCCCAAGCAGGAGCCUAUUUCUGUCAUCGAUCAGGGAGAACCUCGCAGUGCUGGGGUUCCCUGUGGCAAGAAAGCCAACCAGACCAGCGCAGAAGGACAGCAGGAUCCUGCCAGGAGAGUCCUUCAUGGCAGAGUUACUCCGGGAGCUCCUUUGUGUCAGUCCAAGGACAUUUCCAAUAGGAAUCCUGGCCAGGCAAGUGUGUAUCCACGAUGCCCCAUGAAUGGAAAACCUUCCAAUCCUCAGCUUCUGCCUCUUGGCUUAUCUCCUUAUCACCAAACCCCUCUGCUUUCGAUUGGCAUCUCCACAGCUGGGCAGCUGCCCCCAGGCCAGAAUAGCUCUUGCAAACCAGCAGGUGCAGGUGAGCUCCCAACAUUCCCGAGCGUGCAGCCCACAGAGUCCAGUGCAGCCGCCCAGAGCCUGCCAGAGGGACUGCCCAGACUCCCACCUCAGGAACGGGAAGCUGCAGCCAAGAGCAAGAGCUGCCGGUCCUUGCCCAAGCUCUACGAGCAGCCAGUUAACCCAGUCUUGUUGGAUGCAGGUCCAUCUCCUCAGACCAGUGCUUUGGAUGUGAAAGGGGAGAAGGGGAAUCUGGAGAACCCUCAGAAGAGUCAGCAGAGUGAUCCACCAAGACCUGACUCCAGUAAGGAGGGCAGUGUACAGAACGUAGAGACUGAGGCUCCUCCCCAGGGGAGCUGUAGCCUCAAGCAGUUGGAUGGAAAACCUAAAGCCCAAAUGUUAGCAGCGUAUUUAUCGCAUGAGGUGCCGACAGCAGAGCAGCAGAGCCUGCGAGUGAGUUCAGAGGUGCCUUCUGUGCCUGCAGAGGGUCAGUGCAAGGAGCUGGGCUGCGAAGGCUCCCAGGAGCCCCCUGCUGCAGAGCCCCCCCAGUGUGUGCGUCAGGUGGAUCUGUGCAGGGUCAAGAAGGAGCGAGUGGAGUGUGACCUGUCAUUCACUCCUGUGACUUGCCUGCAAGCUGGGACUGCUCCCCAGGCCUUUGCCGAGGUCAAACUCAAAGGAGCAGGCCAAAUCAAGCAAGAGGGCAGCGUGCGCUGCAAGUCCAAGCGGCAGCAUGAUGGGGACACCAGGCAGGCCCACAAGAGACUAAAGUGCCAAGGCCAGGAGAGCGAGAAGGCCCCUGGGAAGUCGGGGAGCUGGAGCAUGCAUGGUCGGAAGCUCGGUCAGUCACCAGCUCAAGCUUCAGUCUGUGUCCUCCACACACAGUGGCGAAAACACCACGACAAUCCACAUGAACUUGGCAGGCAAGAAGCCCAGCCCUGCCUGGGGUCGGUGAAGGACCACAACAGCUUCAGGGUAAAGCGCAAGCGGCGGAAGCCAGCGAAGACGGAGCUGCCAUCGCCAGUGGUGCAGUGUGGAGACAGCCGUGAGGAAGGUUACCUUGAGAAGAAACCCAAGAACAGCUUUCGGGAUUUCAUUCCAGUGGUGCUGAGCAGCCGGACGCGCAGCCAGUCGGGAAGCAAUGCUGGCUCUUCUGCUGGUGUGACAGGAGAGUGUGAUGUGACUGGUCAGGAGAUUCUGCCUUUGCUGGAGGAGGAUCAGGAAGACGAAGAGGAGGAGGAGGAAGAGGAGGAGGAAGAGGAAGAAGAAGAGGAGACAUCUUUGAAACGUCGCAAACUGCGAAAAUCCCACAGGACAACUGGCUACCACAGCCGCAGGGACAGGGACAGGUCUGUGUCUGGGAGGAGCAGCUGUCACACAAGGAGGACCCGGGACCUGCCAUGGAGAGUGGAAUCCCCCAGGCAGCUGUGGGAGCCCAACGAGGAGGAGGAGGAGGACGAUGACAGCCACGUCAAAAGGAAGAAAAGGAGACGACAGAAAAGUCGGAAGUACCAGACGGGGGAGUAUUUGACGGAGCGAGAGGAGGAGCGGGUGGGCUACCCCCACAGGAGGCGGAAAUACAAAGCAGAGUUUAGGUACCAGAAGCAGAAGGAGUCUGUAAAGGGUAAAGGCACAGAGCUACGGCUGAGGAGCAGGCUUUCCCCAUCGCCCCGAAAAUCUCAAGGAUGCCCAGAUUUUCGGAAUGGCUUCUUCCUGGAGCACUCCGACAGCUCUCCUGCCCAAGAAGAACUGGAGAAACCAUCAGGAAAACGCAAAUGUAAAACUAAACACCUGGCAGGGAUCUGUGAGGAAGGGAAGGGGAAAGGCUCUUGGAAUCAGCCCAAAACCCACUCUCUGAAGAAGUCCCAGGACUUGUGGACACUUUGCAAGUCUCGUCGGGUCAGCCCAGGGAGUUCCCCCGAACUGCCCCCAGUCCAGAACAUUCCUCCUGGAGCUCGGCGGCUGAUUGUGAACAAAAAUGCAGGGGAGACCCUUCUGCAGCGAGCUGCUCGCCUGGGCUACAAGGACGUGGUGCUGUAUUGCCUGCAGAAGAAGAGCAGCGACGUGAACCAUCGUGACAAUGCUGGCUACACAGCACUGCACGAAGCCUGUGCGCGAGGCUGGAUUGACAUCCUCCACAUCCUGCUCGAGCACGGCGCCAAUGUGAACUGCAGUGCACAGGAUGGCACCAGGCCUGUCCACGAUGCAGUAGCAAAUGACAACCUGGAAACCAUGUGGCUUCUACUCUCCUAUGGUGCUGAUCCCACUCUGGCCACUUACUCUGGGCAGACGGCUGUGAAGCUUGCCACCAGCGAGGUGAUGAAGCGCUUCCUCUGUGAUUACCUUUUGGAUCUCCAGGGGCGCACGGAUGGGGAUCCUCGCACAGCGUGGGACUUCUACAGCAGCUCUGUACUAGAGGGGAAGGAUAGCAUCGGAUGUGAUCUUCUGCUCAACCCUCCGGGAAGUUCAGACCAGGAAGAAGAAGAUCAAGAUGCAGACAACUUCCUCUUUGAGUUCUCAGACAAGCCACUGCUUCCCAGCUAUAACCUCCAAGUGUCGGUCUCUCGGGGGCCCUGCAACUGGUUCCUCUUCUCCGACGUGCUCAAGCGGCUGAAGCUGUCCUCCCGCAUAUUCCAGGCCCGCUUCCCACACUUUGAGAUCGCCACGCUGCCCAAGGCCGAGUUCCAGCGGCAGAUCUCUCUCAGUCAGGUGCUGGUGCAGGAGGAGGUGCAGGAGAGCCCCGAGCUGGUGCAGGGCUCUGCAGAGACAGUGGAGCUGGUGCACUAUGAGCCUGAGCUACUGCAGCUCCUGGGUUCGGUGGUGGAGUACCAGGCCUGGAGCAGCUGACGGAAACAGCUCGCUCCCUGCAUCACGAGGCAAUAAUAAGGACCAACGGGAAGCAGCCCUCUCAGCGCCAGCAGCAGGGACCUGGGUCUUUGGCCAGCCAGUCCUUCUCUCCUCGGGGGUCUCCUCAAACUGGGGAGAUAGGACCCUUGCCUCCAAGGACUUGCCUGGAUCCCUUCGUCACGAGCAGCAGCGGUUGCAACUGUCAGUCCCAUCCAGCUGCAGUGGGCAAUGAAGCCCUCUCCUCUGGGCCACCUGAGCCAGAGCUCUUGGGGCAGCAAUAGCUCUAGCUCCCCCAACACAAGAGGUGGAGGGUGCCCUGCCUGACCCCGUGGAACUGGGCCUCUCUGUUUGACCUCCCCCUCCCAAUGUCUUCCAUAGUAUUUAUUUAAUUAGUAUUUAAUUUGUAAAUGUUUCCUUUGUUUUCUGCUGAGUCUGUAUCACUGUGAUAGUGAGCUCCGAGCUAGGGGUGAGGGCUUCCUCCAGCCCCUGUCUGGCACACUCUGAGGCCAGCACUCCCCUGGACCAGCCAUGCCCUGAGCUGCAGGCCCAGGGAGUCAUGGCCCUCCAGGGAUGGGCUACUUGAUCCUUGGCCGAAAGCCUGGGAACAGACACUGCCCUUUGGAGCCAGCCCCACUGCUCCAUCCUCUCACCAGGCUCCUUCCUCCAUCUCAUUUGUUUUGUGCUGCUGCUCCCGCUCCCUGGCAGCCAUCACACCCACACUCCCUGGCAGCUUCUUGCCAUGGGGGCUCUGGCCACUGCAGAAGCCCCCUCAGUGCCCGCUGCAGUGCCUGCUCAGCCUCGGCCCGCUCCCUGCUCCCCUCCAGUGUCACCAUGAGAAGUUCUCUGGGAGAGAGCAGGCAAGGUGCUGUGGUGCUCCCGGGAGAUGGUACAGUUUUAUUGUACAGGUGCUAACAGGACUGAGGACGAGACAAUCUUGCUUUCUCUGGCUCUCCCCUGCUCUGCAGUGGGAGCAUUGGGUGGGGUUUUUCUGCUGGUUCAUUUUUCCUGUGUUGUGUUUGUUCCCAGCCAGGGCAGGUGUUACCCCUUCUUUCCCCUUGGAAUCCAGCUGCCAGCCUCUCCUCCUGUUGGCCUGGCAGCACCUUGUGUAAGCCAAGGGUUUUUUUGCCUUUGGGUGUGUACUCUGGUUGCUCUUUCUGAUUUCUGUUUUAUUAUAAACAGCAACAGGCUGUGGUGUCAAAAACACUGAUGUACAGAAAAAAAAACCUGCAUCAGGA
Messenger RNA from Melopsittacus undulatus (budgerigar), 6052 nucleotides. It is a transcript of the gene BCORL1, whose product is annotated as BCL6 corepressor like 1. NCBI's taxonomy places the organism in Eukaryota, Metazoa, Chordata, Aves, Psittaciformes, Psittaculidae. The transcript has 13 exons. Bases 45 to 4817 code for a protein of 1590 amino acids. Gene Ontology annotation, biological process: negative regulation of transcription by RNA polymerase II. Gene Ontology annotation, cellular component: nucleus. Gene Ontology annotation, molecular function: transcription corepressor activity; protein binding. The record is from RefSeq and is a predicted model, not a curated record.